CCCUCUCUCCCAUCUCUGGUACGGUUCACUCACUCCGCCACGCUCUCUCUCGCCGGCUCCCACUCUCUCGCCGAUUGGCCACUCCUUGCCACCUUCUCUCUGGCCAAAUCACAUCCUCAUUCAAGGGAAAACGACGCCGUUUAGACGAAACACAAAACCUCGAGGUUUAAGCCUCUCUAUUCCUCCUCUUCGUCUCUUCCAUUGCCACCAUCUUCAUUCGCUGCCGUAACCUGGUAGUGCUCUGCUCAUCGCUCGGCCAAGCUAAGCUGCUCAAGGACUUGCAUGCUGCUCUGUCUCUUUGGGUAGCCAUUAAGUUUCGACAAUGGGGUCCUCCAAUAUCAGAGACCUCUUGACGGCGUUUAGUCCUUCCAAGGACUUGUUCGCCAUUAGCACAGGCGAUGGCCGAAUAAAGAUAUGGGACACAGUGAAGGGUCAGGUCCAGACCGAGUUUACGGACAUGGUGGCUUCUGAAGAGAGUAGCUUACUAGCGAAACCUGAAAGAGAAAAAGGGCAUCUUUCAGUUGAUUAUACGUGCAUGAAAUGGCUCUCUUUGGAAAGAAAGAAAAAAAGGAAGCUUGGGUGCUCUAUGUUGAUCUUAGGGACUGGUAGUGGUGAUGUUUUGGCACUCGACGUGUCUGCUGGCCAGUUGAAAUGGAGAGUCAGUGAUUGCCAUCCUGGGGGUGUUAGUGCCGUAUCAUUUUCUAGAAAUGCUUCAUGUGUCUACACAGCCGGUUCUGAUGGGAUGGUAUGCCAAGUUGAUUCUUUGACAGGAAAUCUGUUGGGGAAGUUUAAAGCUUCCACUAAAGCAAUAUCAUCAAUGUCUGUUUCUCCGGAUGGAAAUAUUAUAGCAACUGCAGCUGGGCAAUUGAAGAUUUUCAAAUCUUCUGAUCACAAAAAAAUGCAAAAGUUUUCUGGCCAUCCUGGAGCUGUUCGCUGUUUGAUUUUUUCUGAAGACGGUAAGUACAUUCUUUCAUCUGCAGUUGGUGAAAGAUAUAUUGCAGUAUGGAAUGUUGGUGGUGGAAAAAAGCAAUCGGCAAGCUGUGUUCUUGCAAUGGAGCACCCUGCUGUCUUUGUGGAUAGUAAGUGCGUACGUAAUGGAGAAGCUGAUGAUGCCGGUGUAUAUGUAUUAGCCAUUUCGGAAGUUGGUGUUUGUUAUUUAUGGUUUGGAAAAAAUAUUGAAGAAUUGCAAAUUGCCAAGCCUACAAAAAUAUCAAUAUCGUCUGAUGACAUUUCUGUUAAGAAUUACAAGGGUGCAUUACCUACAAUAUUCGCUGCAAGACUACAAGAUUCUACUAAACCUGCUUCCGGUCAGGUGUUUGCUGCUUAUGGAUUACUAGUAAAGCCAUCCUUUCAGAAAAUUUUGGUGCAUCAUGGCACAGACAUCAAGUUGAGUACCUCCCGUGAUGGGGUCCUUUUACCAAUGACACAGUCAUUUGUGAAAUCUAAGAAAGGUCGAGAUGCGCAAAAUGGAGUUAUUGCUUUGGACCGCGCACAUGCUGGGGAUGCUUUACUCUCUAUUCCCAAGGUGUUUGAUUCUCAUGAUGAAAAGAACAAACAUAAAACUUUGAGUACCGGCAUUGAUGACAGAAUGGAAGAUUUGGUUGACAGUGGGUUUCAAAAGGGCAAAGAUGAUGCUUUAGAGAUGGAAGCAGAGUCUGUAGCAAUUUGCAUGGAGGACCGUCUAAGAUCAUCAGGAUUGCUCAGUGAAGCAGAUGAUAUUACUUCAAAGUCAAGACAAAACUCUACUAUACUCGAAGGCAUUGAUCUCAAAGCUCUUGUACCGCAAAAGAAGAUGAAGGCAGUAGUGCUAUCAAAAGUACCUGGCGACGCAUGCAAGUUACUUGGUGUCUUGAUGGCUUUGUGGCAAUCAGGGUCGUGCAGUGGAAAGUAUGUUAUGCCAUGGAUUUACAGCAUAUUGGUUAAUCAUAAUCAUCAUGUUUCGUCUCAAGAACCAGUGACUCAGAUGCUUAAUUCCUUGUUCAAGGUAAAUGUUGCAAAGGUUUCCAAAAGCAGAGGAACAGCAAUUCAGUCUUUGUUGCAAUUGUCCGGCCGUUUGCAACUUGUUUUAGCACAGAUUAACAAGGCAGCACAUCCCAAAACACCAUUACAGCAAGAACACGACAUAGAUGAAAGCGACGACGACGAUGAUGAAGAUGUAGAUGACGUUAUUUAUAAAGAAGACGAUGAUGAAUCCGAAAUAAGUAGUGAUGAAGACAGUUAAAGAAGUUGCACUGCUCAUUCUUAUUGAGUGGUUAAAGUGGCUCAGUCUGCUAUUUUAGCAGGGUGUCCCUUCCAAUGUAAACCUACAAUUUUGUUCUCAAAUUAAAUUUUUUUUGCUUGGUUAAUUGGUUUUUUAUUAUUGCCUGUAAUUUAAGGCAUAAAUAGGUUGUAUUGCUGUAUAUUACUUGUAGAAGAACAAGCCAUUUUGAAACAACCUUUUGCUGUCAUUUCUAUAAUACAAAUUGUUCUUUUAUAGCAA
Molecule: messenger RNA, 2479 nt
Organism: Humulus lupulus (European hop)
Lineage: Eukaryota; Viridiplantae; Streptophyta; Magnoliopsida; Rosales; Cannabaceae
Exons: 14
Coding region: 323-2221 (632 amino acids)
Molecular function (GO): protein binding
Source: RefSeq, a predicted model, not a curated record